UUUCUUUCAGGAAAGAAAAAUCUAGUUUUACUAGAUUUAUUUUCUUAUUUUGAUUUUGAUUUUCUUAUUUCUGAUUUUCUUUAUCAUAGUUGCCAGCGAACAUACUAAAAUGUGUUUUUUAUUAGAAAUUGCUGAUGCUGUUCAGUCUCUGUGUGCCAGUGCAUCGCUCGCGCGGCUGGGGCGUGGCCAAGAGCUGUAAUGUACAGCUAGAGCUCUGACUGUUUUCCGCGAGCUGCUUGAAAAGCCAUGUGUUGCGCUCACCGUGCGUCACAUUACUUCCCUACCGCUUCUGCAACAUGUACCUUAGGACACAAAUGCAAGCCAGUUUAAAGAGGAACGUCACACAAUAAAAACAUCUCUGAAAUAAGGAUGGUCGUGUUGGCAAAUCACAGACUUUGGAAAUCCGUGGAUUAUUGCAAAUUGGAUCUUUUACCAGUGGACAAGCAACACAGAGUGACAGACUCAUGACAUCCUAACUAGCCUACUAUCUAAAGGUGUUUCACUUUGAAGUGUGCAGCAAUGGCUUCGCUGUACAUCGCUAUUGAGCUGGUGAUCGCCGUAGUGUCAAUCGCUGGUAAUGUGCUGGUGUGCUGGGCUGUGACCAUCAACUCCACUCUCAAGAAUGCAACCAAUUACUUUCUUGUGUCAUUAGCCGUGGCAGAUAUUCUAGUUGGCUGUCUUGCCAUACCUUUUGCCAUCACUAUAAGCAUUGGUCUGCGCUCAGACUUUUAUGGGUGUCUUUUUCUGGCGUGUUUUGUUCUGGUAUUGACUCAAAGUUCAAUAUUUAGUCUUCUGGCGGUUGCCAUCGACAGAUAUCUGGCUGUAAAAAUCCCCUUGAGGUAUAAGGAGCUUGUCACAGGGAAAAGGGCAAGAGAGAUCAUUGCCAUUUUAUGGAUCUUAUCCUUUAUCAUUGGACUCAUUCCAUUUGUUGGCUGGAACCGUAAAGACUUGUCCUGUUCCAGAAAUGAAAGCGCCUCUAUACAGACUGGCAACAGCAGUGAUGCUGCUGACAUGGAAACAGGCUUCCUGCAAAGCUGCUGCCUCGAGUGCUUCUUCGAGAACGUGGUGGACAUGAGCUACAUGGUGUACUUCAAUUUCUUUGGUUGCGUACUGCCGCCUCUGCUCAUCAUGCUGGGCAUUUACAUUAAGAUCUUCACAGUAGCACGUAAACAGCUACGUCAGAUUGAGCUCAAAUGCAGUGUGAGUAAUGGCGAGAAUCACCACCAUGGCCUGCUGCAAAGGGAAAUACGUGCCGCUAAAUCGCUCUCCAUCAUCGUGGGCCUGUUCGCUCUCUGUUGGCUGCCUGUGCACAUCUUGAAUUGCCUCACUCUCUUCUACAGCAAGCUGGAGAAACCCAGUUUCAUCAUGCACAUUGCCAUCAUCCUCUCACACACCAACUCCGCCGUCAAUCCCAUUAUCUACGCCUACCGUAUUCGGGAGUUCAGAGUGACUUUUAGGAAGAUUCUGAACCGGCAUUUCCUUUGUCGACGAGACGAGUUGUAUCACAGCUCCAGUGGAAGUAGCAGUCACAGAGACCAGAUUACAAUGACCAUUGACCCUCUACUAUAGACGUCUUUGUAAAAAUAUUUGAGAGAAAUGUUUACAGGCCAAUGAACUGCAAACAACAUAAUCAUGUAUUAAGAUGAUAUCUAGUGUGGUCCACUAUUCGUGAAAACCUUCUUUUAUAUUGUGGACACCUUCUAACAUUUUCAGGAUUAAACUGUGAAAAAAACCCUCUAUCACUACACAUCUGUGGAAAUAUUUAUAGAUUGCAUUUCCAAGCACUAAUAAUCUUGAGAAGUGGCCUUAGGUCAAGCUUUAGCACAUGAAUUAAAGCUAAGAGCCGUCAGUGUGUCUCUGGAAAUGCUGAACGAUGAACUGAACCACGUAUGAGAAACCUACAUGAAGAUCCUGUAGAACAAUAAAAUAGUAAUCUUGGGCAGCUUUAGUUAAAUCUUCAAUGAUCACUCAUCUGUAGAACAGACCAGAGGAACAAUCUGAAAUUAUAAGUCACAUCAGAUGAAUACACCACUGUGGAACAGGGUAUACAAAGAAACUGUUUCUGGGUGCUUGACUGUAUUAGGACUUCUUAAGUUUUAUUUUCUUUAUUAUUUAUUUAUUUUUAAAUGAUUGAGAUGAUUGUUGUAGACUGCUCAGGAACACACAUGAUGUAAAGGCAAAUAUAUGAACCCAUAACAGAAAGAAAAUCAAUCAUAAAACCAUGUACAUAGCCAAUGAUAAAAAAAACAAAAAAACAACAACCCACUUUUAGUCUUUUCAUCAUUUAAAGGGCAUGUUUUCUAAGGUGUUGCAGUAUAGCAGUACUGGCCAAUCCACAGCUAACUUCAGUCUCAUAUCUGAAAACAAAAUGACUCCCACAGAUAUCUUGAUACACAUACUGUACAUUGACCCCAAUAGUAUUUGGAUCGGCACACCUCAAAAUUUAUUGGAUUUCCAAACAAAAAGUGUCAUAAUACUCAUUAUCUGAAUUUUUAUGUAAUAUUGUUUUAUAAUAUAAAAACUAAUAAACAUAGCUAUAUUCUUUCAAAUAAAUGCCACUUUGAAGGAGGCCCUUUUAUACCCAGUAACUACAUGACCAUUAUGCUCAUACACAAAUUUAGACCAUCACAUCUACACAAAGGGGUCAAAAAUCUGAGACAACUAUUUAAAAUACUGUAUUUUGCUUUUUUUGUAUCUUAAAGAGGUCAUGACAUGGAUUUUUUUUAUUUUAUUUUGAUGUUUCUUGAUGUCCACUUCUAAUGUUAAAGUUUGUUGCACACACACACGAAAAUUAUAUAUAUAUAUAUAUUAUAUUUUUUGAUAUAGGGUCUAACAUACAUGUUGUUGAUUUUGAUGAUUUAACAAGUUUAGACAAUUCUUCCUCUCCUAUAGCAGUGAAUGAAUGGAAUGUUUCUUCAGGGAAACUACAAUGCACUGUCUGAUGCGAUACUGUAGUAGAUGGUUGCAUGGUUAUAAUUUUCUCUCUAAUAUUAUCAAUCUUUCAAGUAAAGAAGUUCAUAAAGUCAUGUGCUCCGUUCCGUGCCUGGGCGCGGUUCGUUUAGCCGGCCCUGGCCCACUUGGAAGAGGUGGGCUAGAGCGCGGUUCAGUUGGGCUCAAGACAACCGUAACAUCUGUUUAACUUAUAACAUGAAAGUAAGGUUAAUAAUAUAACUUAGAUUACACAUUUUUCUGUUUUACUCAAAUUAGGGUGAUGCAAAAAUGAGUACACC
Molecule: messenger RNA, 3230 nt
Organism: Megalobrama amblycephala (Wuchang bream)
Lineage: Eukaryota; Metazoa; Chordata; Actinopteri; Cypriniformes; Xenocyprididae
Gene: adora2b
Product: adenosine A2b receptor
Exons: 3
Coding region: 520-1569 (349 amino acids)
Biological process (GO): vasodilation; adenylate cyclase-activating G protein-coupled receptor signaling pathway; G protein-coupled adenosine receptor signaling pathway
Cellular component (GO): membrane
Molecular function (GO): G protein-coupled adenosine receptor activity
Source: RefSeq, a predicted model, not a curated record